CUCCCCCACUACCCCCCUCCCUCCGUCCCUCCCUCCACCGUCGCACCCUGCCGCCCACAGCCCACCCCCUCUCUUUUUAUGGCCCUUCCCCUCCACCGGCCUUAGUUGGCUACUGGCUGUUGUUAUCCCUUCUGACUUCGUUUCAUAUCCCCUCAUGUUUCUAUCUUCCUUAUGAUAAAAUGUUCCUUCACCAGCAUUUUUAAAGGGCCGGGUUGUUUUUCCUGAAAUGAGUUUGGUGCUUAGAAAUCUGCAGCGAGCCGUCCCCCUCCGGAGAGCGCCACUCCGCAAGAAGAUGGAGAUAGUAAGGAAUAUUUUAGGAGUGCAGAAGUUCGACCUGGGGAUCAUCUGUGUUGACAACAAGAAUAUUCAGCACAUUAAUAGAGUCUACAGAGAGAGAAAUAUCCCAACCGACGUGCUUUCUUUUCCAUUUCAUGAGAAUCUGAAAGCAGGUGAAAUUCCCCAGCCGGAUUUUCCAGAUGACUAUAAUUUGGGAGACAUUUUCCUAGGAGUGGAGUAUAUCUUCCAGCAGUGCAAGGAAAAUGAAGAUUACUAUGACAUCCUGACUGUGACUGCCACCCAUGGGCUCUGUCACCUGCUGGGCUUCACACACAGCACAGAGGCCGAGUGGCAGAAGACCAGGAGAGCCUUCGAUGACGUCACCUCCAGCAGGCCUGUCUUCCAGGGACUCAGCCCUCCUGGGGCGUCCCUGCCCACCCGCCCAAUCCCCCCGGGAGGGAGUGUCCUCACGCACCCACCCCUGUGUGUCCUGGGCCUGGCUGACCGGCGUCCCAUCCUCCUGAGCCGCCCCAUCUGGCUCGUUCUGCAACCCCAGGCACGUUCUCCUCUCUCCUACCUGAGACCACCACCUCAGCCCCUGCCCUCAGCCCCUCCUGCUGGCUCCGUCCUUCACCCUGAGUGGCGUGUUGGCCCCCCACCGUGUGCAGGCGCUGGUGACGAUGUACCAGAAGGAGAAGCAGGUUCUCGAGGAGCUGAGCUGGCGGACCGGUACCAGGCUCCAGCCCCUGAGCAGGGGCCUCUUCUGAGGAUCGAGGCCCAGGACGGCACCCUGGUAUCGCAGGGUGCUCCAGAACACAGGGACACAGUGGCUGGAAGACAGACCCCUCCCUUUGGGCUCUGAGGAUCAGGGACUGCCCCAAACUGAGGGCCCUGCUGGUCCCUGCUGUCCUGUCGGGCUGCAGAAGUGCCAGCCCACGCUGGGGCUAAAUUUCCCGAGUGGAACCUGACCAAGUACAAGAGAAAUUUCCAUUCAUUAUUUAGAACACAGCAGACGUGUUCUUUCAGUAUUGUAAACAAAAUAGUUCUAAACUCUCAGAAUGGAGAGAUAGAGCACAUGAACCCCCCCGCCCCCUUGGGGUCCUGCGUUUGGUACAGAGGCCCUUCCCUCUCCCCCCUCUGCAGCCCACUCUAAUACGCAGCCCAGGCUGGACAUUCCCCUCACCCUCCUUCCUGCUGGAGUCCCAGUGGAUUUGGUUCCCGCCCAACCCUCAGGAGCACUGUAACCUGGAGCCUUCACUUGGCACCUCUAUGACAGGAGGGACAAGGCUCACCCUUGGGGUGGCUGCAAGGCCCAGGAUGACCCCAGCCAGGUGACCCACAGUGGACGUCUCCUAUCUGUGGUGUCUCCCGAGAUGGGCAUGGCCCCUGGUCAGGGCAUUUGCCUGUAGACUGUACCUGAGUCCUCCACUGUGGCAGGGGCGUGGCCAGAGCUCUGGGGCCCCAGCUCCCCCUUACUGCCCACUGAGCUGUGUUAAGUGUCUUCUGGCUCAAGGGAGGCACCUGAGCUCCAACAGCCGCAUCGCAUCCUCCCAGAGGAAAGCGUCCCUCCUGUCAGUAUUUCCUGCCUUGUCUUCUGGGUGUUAAAAUAAACCCAGGAGUCAUCACA
Molecule: messenger RNA, 1903 nt
Organism: Diceros bicornis minor
Lineage: Eukaryota; Metazoa; Chordata; Mammalia; Perissodactyla; Rhinocerotidae
Gene: YBEY
Product: ybeY metalloendoribonuclease
Exons: 6
Coding region: 227-1138 (303 amino acids)
Biological process (GO): rRNA processing
Molecular function (GO): metalloendopeptidase activity
Source: RefSeq, a predicted model, not a curated record